Penicillium longicatenatum is the source of this 1359-nucleotide messenger RNA. RefSeq lists its product as uncharacterized. Gene Ontology annotation, cellular component: peroxisome. Bases 1 to 1359 code for a protein of 452 amino acids. The transcript has 2 exons. Gene Ontology annotation, biological process: long-chain fatty-acyl-CoA metabolic process. Lineage: Eukaryota; Fungi; Ascomycota; Eurotiomycetes; Eurotiales; Aspergillaceae. Gene Ontology annotation, molecular function: alcohol-forming very long-chain fatty acyl-CoA reductase (NADP+) activity. The record is from RefSeq and is a predicted model, not a curated record.
AUGAUAUGGGAGUAUUAUAACGGCAAAAUCCUGUUUGUCACUGGUGGGACGGGAGUCAUAGGCACUGCGCUCCUUUAUCGUCUCUUGACCCAAUCCGCGCCAAAAAGGGUCUAUGUGUUGAGCCGCGGUGGUUACUCAAAUGCAAAGGCAAAAUGGUCCAGCUUGAUGCCUGCUCACUUUGCCAAGGUCCUUUACGAUAGCAAAUGUAUGACCGUCAUGGAUGGUGAACUGGGAGACACGGCAACAAUGGAUCUAUCCGAUGAGGACCUGCAAAUGCUGAAAAGAACGGUACACAUCAUUAUCCACGCUGGUGCCACUAUGGAGGUCACAAACUCGCUCCGCGAGCUAUCAUACAAAAUCAUCGCGCCAACCCUGUGUUUGACUCAAUAUGCAUUGAAAUUCGCCAACCUGGAACGAUUCGUGUUUCUUUCGACAGCAUAUGCCAAUGCCCACCUGUGGAAAACCAGCAAAUCUUCCGACGUUCAGGUCGAGGAGAGGGUGUACCCCCUGGGAGACGAAAGCGAGGAUCUACCUUAUGCGACAGCCCCGGAAAUAUGGAAACAAGUACAGAAGACGGGUUCAUCAGACGAGUACGACGCACAUGACUUUCCCUGGCCCUUUGCCUAUGCCAAACACCUUGCCGAGCGGCUAGCUCUUGAGAAAGCCGCCCAGAAAAACGCAAUGGAUAAGAUUCUUAUCAUUCGCCCUUCGGUCGUUGGCCCAGCUGAUAAAUUACCUUUCCCGGGUUUCACAACCUCAAAAACGACCCCGUCUACUGCCUGUGCUGCUGCAUACGCACUACACCCGGGUCGGAAGAUAAUGCUAUCCUCACGCUGCCCGAACCCAGACCAAGAGGUUACCAUCGAUGAAGUCCCCGUGGACGUCGUCGCAGAUCGACUACUUGUGCACGUAGCCCUGGGCUCGAGCGGAUGUGUCCAUGCCGUCAGUGGGGAGAAGGGCAGACUUCGGAUUGAGGACUGGUGGAGUGCGUUCAAAAAUGAGCGUCGACUUCCUUGGAAUGUGAAACCUGUUUGGACGUCUGAAGAUUGGCACUCUACGAAUCUGCAUCAUAUGGCGCGGGAUUUCAAAAUCAUCGGGACUUCGUUUGCGUUUUCCGAUGAUAAGACCGAUGCACUGGCGGAGAAGAUUAGUGCGGAAGAAAGCGACAAACUUCUCCUUUAUGCAGAUCGGUCGAAGCCGUAUCAUCAUACUAUAGUACAUCAACGGCAUCAUAUUCAUAAUGCGGCGAGGUCUUUGGCUAAAAAGACGGGAUGGCCCAUUUGUUCGGUGCGAUUACUUUGUCGGAAGGGUCAAUCUCCGCUGCAGAUGAACCAACCGAAUGAGAAGGCUGUAAAAUGA